UUGAGUUGAGUUGACCUACGUUCUCUGUUGGUACCCCGCGUUCAUGUUCCCGAUAUUUCUGCCAACAAAAGCUCCCAGCGUUUUUACGAUGUCAACGCCAUUAAAGUCCACCCUUAUCGUGUGCGCAAAUAAACACAUGGGAGUUCAAGGUCGGGUUCAAGGUUCAUCCGCCUGCACUCAAUCAACGAUUAGGGGCUAAAACAGCGCACAUGUGAAUGGAUCCUCCCGAGCAAGCGAGACAAUGAACCUGACCUCAGAGAACCAUUGGAUUCCUCUUCGAGACGGGAACCAAAUACCGCUGCUGGGAUUAGGCACAUAUGGAGACCCUCGGACGACACCAAAAGGUACAGCUUUGGAAUGUGUCAAGCAGGCCAUCGAUGUGGGCUACAGGCACUUUGACGGCGCUUUGGUGUAUUUCAAUGAGCACGAGGUGGGUCAAGCCAUCCGGGAAAAAAUUGCUGAUGGAACUGUGAGACGAGAGGACAUCUUUUACUGUGGCAAGCUCUGGAAUACCUUCCAUCCACCAAAACUCGUCAGACCGACCUUGGAGAGGACCCUGAAGGCCCUAAAACUGGACUAUGUGGAUCUCUAUAUCAUUGAGCUUCCAAUGGCCUUCAAGCCCGGCAAUGAAUUCUACCCUAAAGACCAGAAUGGGAAGUACAUCUACCACCACACAGACCUCUGUGCCACCUGGGAGGCUUUAGAGGCAUGUGUCGACGCAGGCCUUGUCAAGUCUCUGGGAGUGUCCAACUUCAACCGCAGACAACUUGAACUGAUCCUCAACAAACCCGGCCUCAAACAUAAGCCUGUAUCCAACCAGGUGGAAUGUCAUCCUUACUUCACGCAGCCCAAACUUCUGGACUAUUGCCGUCAAAACGACAUUGUUAUUGUCGGCUACUGCCCGCUCGGUUCCUCCAGAGAUGCAUCCUGGGUCAAUGUGAAAUGUCCUCCCAUGUUGGAGGACGAGCUGCUUGUCUCCAUCGGGAAGAAGUACAACAAGAGCAGUGCUCAGGUGGCUCUGCGCUUCAACGUGCAAAGAGGAGUGGUGGUCAUUCCCAAGAGCUUCAACCCACAGCGGAUCAAACACAACUUCCAGAUAUUUGAUUUUUCACUCACCGAAGACGAAAUGAAAGCCAUUGAAGGGCUGAACAAGAACAUUCGCUUUGUGGAGCUGCUCAUGUGGAGUGACCAUCCGGAGUACCCGUUUCAUGAUGAUUACUAAAUAUUAUCACU
Molecule: messenger RNA, 1233 nt
Organism: Hippocampus comes (tiger tail seahorse)
Lineage: Eukaryota; Metazoa; Chordata; Actinopteri; Syngnathiformes; Syngnathidae
Product: 3-oxo-5-beta-steroid 4-dehydrogenase-like
Exons: 9
Coding region: 242-1222 (326 amino acids)
Biological process (GO): bile acid biosynthetic process
Molecular function (GO): Delta4-3-oxosteroid 5beta-reductase activity
Source: RefSeq, a predicted model, not a curated record